AUGCAGAUUUAUUUCUACAAUUCAGAUGAUUUUGACAGUCUGAGCACCGCGAUAAAGGAGAGACGAAUCAUCGCCGCCAUGGCUGUCUUCUUUCAGGUGGCGAAAAAAGUCAACAUUGCAGCUGAACCCAUCAUCACAGGUCUCAAACGGGUAGUCCAUCACGAGAAGGAAACAAACCUUGGUCCAUUCAUACUGAGGGAUCUGUUGCCAUCAUCCUUGGGAAGUUAUUACCGCUACACCGGCUCUCUCACGACACCUCCCUGCAGUAAAGUCGUGGAGUGGAUCAUCUUCAGUCGACCUGUUUACCUCUCCUACCACCAG
Sinocyclocheilus grahami is the source of this 321-nucleotide messenger RNA. RefSeq names its product receptor-type tyrosine-protein phosphatase gamma-like. The transcript is spliced from 3 exons. The record is from RefSeq and is a predicted model, not a curated record. Gene Ontology annotation, molecular function: zinc ion binding; carbonate dehydratase activity. Gene Ontology annotation, cellular component: plasma membrane. Lineage: Eukaryota; Metazoa; Chordata; Actinopteri; Cypriniformes; Cyprinidae. The annotation marks the transcript as partial.